Messenger RNA from Pelmatolapia mariae (spotted tilapia), 1490 nucleotides. RefSeq names its product protein phosphatase, Mg2+/Mn2+ dependent 1Kb (gene ppm1kb). Gene Ontology annotation, cellular component: nucleus; cytosol; mitochondrion. NCBI's taxonomy places the organism in Eukaryota, Metazoa, Chordata, Actinopteri, Cichliformes, Cichlidae. Gene Ontology annotation, biological process: peptidyl-threonine dephosphorylation. The transcript has 7 exons. Gene Ontology annotation, molecular function: protein serine/threonine phosphatase activity; cation binding. The record is from RefSeq and is a predicted model, not a curated record. Bases 187 to 1332 code for a protein of 381 amino acids.
ACAUCAUAGGCCUUGCUGUUUGAUAACAAGGCGAGACGAGGGGGCGGCAGUUUUCAUUCAAUUUGUUGUCACUCCACAAGAAGCAAGCAAAGGAUCUUUAAAGCUGACGAAUACAUCUGAAACUCUCGAGUACACUGUUCUGCCUCUCCAUCCAGUGGCUUCCGAGGUGUUCGUGCUGUCAGGGUGAUGUCAGCAGCCUGUCUCACACGCUUGGCAAGAUGCAGUGGUCUUCAUGUGGGUCGAGCCGGUCUUGUACAGAUGAGCUUAGUCCCCCUUCCGGUCCAGCAUGACAGCCACUUCCAGUUCAUUUUCCGCAAACCGCUCCACACCCCUUCAGAAACUCGGCACAGUAAUACACGCUUUGAUCCAGACAGCAGCGGCCGCCCCACUACCUGGGAUUCAUUUGGAAUCUGGGACGAUCGUAUCGAUGAGCCCAUCCUGCUGCCCCCCAGCAUUCGUUACGGCAAGCCCAUUCCCAAAGUUAGCCUAUCCAAGGUAGGCUGCGCCUCGCUCAUUGGUCAACGCAAGGACAAUGAAGACCGCUACCGGGUCUCCGAGCUGACCGACAGGGUGCUCUACUUUGCUGUGUUUGAUGGGCACGGUGGAUCGGAGGCAGCUGACUUCUGUGAAAAAUACAUGGAAAAAUAUAUCACGAACCUUCUUGCAGACGAGGAAAAUCUGGAAUUAGUUUUAACAAAAGCCUUCCUUGAAGUAGACAAAGCUCUAGCAAGGCAUUUGCACUUCUCUCCAAAUGCACCCGGGAUGAACGCAGGAACCACCGCCACCGUGGCCCUGCUGAGGGACGGCAUCGAGCUGGUGGUCGGCAGCGUGGGUGACAGUCGUGCCAUGUUGUGCCGCAAGGGCAAGGCCCUUAAACUCACUGUUGACCACACCCCUGAGAGAAAGGAUGAAAAAGACAGGAUAAAGAAGAGUGGGGGGUUUAUCACCUGGAAUAGCCUGGGGCAGCCAAAUGUCAAUGGCAGGUUGGCAAUGACGCGUAGCAUUGGAGACUUUGACCUGAAGAAGACGGGAGUCAUUGCUGAACCCGAGACCAAAAGAGUAACGUUGCACCAUGUCCAUGACUCAUUCCUGGCGCUGACCACAGAUGGCAUUAACUUUAUUAUGAACAGCCAGGAGAUCUGCAAUGUCAUCAACCAGUGUCACGAACCCAAAGAGGCAGCACAGAGAAUAUCUGAGCAGGCUAUUCAGUAUGGUUCAGAGGACAACAGCACAAUCAUCGUGGUGCCGUUUGGUGCCUGGGGAAAGCACAAGAGUUCAGACACGAGUUUCUCUUUCAGCAGAAGCUUCGUGUCCAGUGGUCGCUGGGCAUAGGCUGCGGGGACGUUGGAUGAAAGGACGAGGUCUGUUUAAGACUUUGUUAACAUGUGCAAUACAUUUGGCUUCCUGUAAAGAAACAUUGUAAAAAGUGUGUGGUUUGCCGAAAUAAUGACACCUAAUGGCUACAACAUUAAUUACAGUUGCAUGAUGUU